Messenger RNA from Amorphotheca resinae ATCC 22711, 852 nucleotides. RefSeq lists its product as hypothetical. NCBI's taxonomy places the organism in Eukaryota, Fungi, Ascomycota, Leotiomycetes, Helotiales, Amorphothecaceae. The record is from RefSeq and is a predicted model, not a curated record. The transcript has a single exon. Bases 356 to 643 code for a protein of 95 amino acids.
CUCUCAAUCAAAAUCGAGUAUGCUGAGCUUAGCGAACCCUACUGGAAACAGCACCAUAGAAUUUCGCAAAUUGAUAUUUCCAACGUCAGCGACAGCAACCUCAGUCAACACGCAACACUCGAGCCCGAACAUGAAGCCCGAAGAUUGAGAUAAGAAUGGCGUCGUUGGCGAAGGGAAAGGAUUUACUUUGACACGUGAAUUGCCUGUGGGACUGCGUGUAUUUCGAGAUUGGGCGAUACUGGCCGGGAAGGCGCCAAGGCACUUUCGCAUCGAAGGAUCAAUAGAUCUUGACCACCAUCUGGACGUGGAUUUGUGGGCGUGACGAAAUACAACGAGGGGCUCUUUGGAUUUGUGGAUGCGUUCUGCCACGAUGAAAGACUGGAUCAAAUGCUGGAAAAUGGGGAUGGCAAGCGGCUGGGACUUUCACGAGGGGAUCAUCAUCAGAGGCCGCCUGCCUCGAUAUGCACUGCACUCUGAACUCCUUGAUCCAGGCCCUCCAGCGCUUCACCCUCCAUUCUCCCCAUGGGUGGAGAAUCCACCCUUUGCACUCUCCUCAAAGCUCAGGCUAUCUCCCCUUCCCAUCUUCCCCCUCCACAAUCCCGCUCCUCUUCCCCCGUCCCAUCACCAGAACACGAUAUUGUAGCAAGCAUUCCCCGAGUCCUGCUAAAACCCAACCUGAAACUCUGAUGGCCGAAGAGCGGGGAUCCCGCAGCAUGCCUCGGGCUCCUGGACCAGCAUAGGAGCAGAGCGGUGAGUGAUAAGAUAGGAGACUUAUCCGUGCACGGGGGAAGGGAAAAGGUAAGGGAGCAUGUAAAGAAUACAAACAAUUGCAGAAGUGAGAGUGAGUGAGUG